AUGGAUGCUGGAGAUGCCUCCUCCGGAGAGAUGCGGAGCACCACCACGGAGCACCGCGCUGUAGCCCUGAACCACACCGGCCUGAAUGUAGUCCCCCAGGCUUCACCUGUCCCGGGUUUGUGUGCACUGUGGACACUCCAGAGGAAGAGACUGCGUGGCUACGAGGGCGUGAAUGUGAAUGGCUUUAGGAUGUGUGAUUUUGGCAUCGUGCCCACCCCGAGAUGGAAACGAGGGUGGGUGGUUGGAAUGGCGGAUAAAGGCUUGUGGAUGACUGAACUCGGAGACCUGGUGCAGCUCAUCAUCAUCAUUGCCAUAGGCUGUCAUGCACUGCCUCUCCUCCGUGGCCCAUACCUCCAUCCAGGGAGCAACCAGCUUUCUGGAGAAAUCAAUACGAGCAGGAGCAAGCAUGGCUAUGGCUGGGAUCUCGAGUUUGUCUGUGCCUUGGGGGCCGGACCUCCACUGGACUGGCUCCAUGUGCCCCUCCAAGCAGCGGCCUCAGCUAUGGACCUCCCAGACCCCAACAGAUGUGUGUGGUGGAGCUACAGUGGACACGGCAAAAUGGCGGUGACGCGAACACUGGUCAUGGGAGAUGGGGUGAAGAGGAUGAUGAAUUGGUGGUGGGGGGUUGCGGGGGGUUGUGGGACGUCUGGUUUGAGUGGGUUGUAG
Molecule: messenger RNA, 666 nt
Organism: Knipowitschia caucasica
Lineage: Eukaryota; Metazoa; Chordata; Actinopteri; Gobiiformes; Gobiidae
Source: the annotation of a GenBank genome assembly